Messenger RNA from Spirometra erinaceieuropaei, 1120 nucleotides. NCBI's taxonomy places the organism in Eukaryota, Metazoa, Platyhelminthes, Cestoda, Diphyllobothriidea, Diphyllobothriidae. The record is from the annotation of a GenBank genome assembly.
AUGCAGCUGCGCUGGAGCGGCCACCUGGUGCGCAUGGACGACGAGCGAUUAUCCAAACGACUCUUCUACGGGGACGUCGCGACGGGUUCUCGCCGUCAAGGAGGCCAAAUUCGCCGUUACAAGGAUACCCUGAAGUCCUCCCUGAAGCGUCUGCAAAUCAACCCGACCAACUGGGAAGAGCUCGCACUCGAUCGACCGACCUGGAGGAGGACAGUGAAGACAGUCGCUGCGAUCAACGAAGCCAAUCGCAUCGCUGCCUCCAGGGCGAAACACGAAGCCCGCAAAUCACAACUCCGCCCAGUGCGCAACGCCGCCGCACAACCGCUUUCAACGUGUCCUCGGUGUCAACGGACAUUCCGGGCUCGAAUCGGACUAGUUGGACACCUUCGGAUCGACUGUGCCUCUCGAACUGCACCAAACAUCGUCCCCCCGCCUCUUCUUCCCCUCCGCCGCCAAAUAACUCUGACAUUUCUUCUCAACCACCACUUUCAUCCGCCUCCUCCUCCUCCAUCGCUUCCCAACGGCGGCCGCUCCGGCGGCCGUCUCGCACAUCACCAACCGCGACACAACAACAGACACCACCCCCACCUCUCCCGACUUCAGCGAUGAGGACCAGGACUAUACCUGCCCUCACUGCGAUCGCACCUUCGACUCACGCACCGGCCUGGUCGGUCACUUGCGGAUCCAUCGCACAGAGACUGUCGAGCCAGUGCCUGGAGCACCAGCCUAUACCCACCGCACUCGCCUCCACUGCCCAAAUUGCCCUCGCACCCUCAGGCAUCGCAUGGGCCUAUUUGGCCCUAUGCGCAUCCAUGAGAGCGGCAAUGACCGCACUCCCGACACACCCACGACAUCCAACACAUCCACCACCCCCAGCUCCACACUCGCUCCACCGCCACACGCGCCCAUCACCACCACCACCACCAACACCACCACCACCACCACCACCACUAACACCACUGCUUCCUCUACAGUUGACACCGACACCGCCGACCUCUCAUGCCCACAUUGCCCACGCACUUUCACCUCACGCAUCGGUCUGGUCGGUCACUUGCAAAUCCAUCGCACAGAGACUGGCGAACCAGUGGCUGGAGCACCAACCUACACCCACCAAGCUUGA